AUGGAGGCACCAUUUCGUAAUAGAUCUAGCAUUACAACGUGGACAGGUCAUCCAAUCAACACGCACUGCACUGCUGCAAAAGCGGCUGUACCUUCUUACCCUCCAGCACCAUUUACUUGCAACACACAAUUUACACCAGGGCUUAACAAUCUUCCAUCUACAGUACUUGGUUAUUUGCAUACAGUUUAUGGUGAUGCUGCACCGGGUGUGGGUAGCAUUCCUCCAGUCAAUUCGGUUUUGACUAGUGCCCAAGAACCACCAGCCAGGGUGCCUAAUAACUACAACGAUCACCGACAGUGGCCACAGAUAUCUAUCGGUCAUACUCCUACCACGCCAGCUGCGAUAUCUGAUAUCCGUGGAGAGGAAGCUAAUGCCCUUUCGAAUAGGGUGAUGCACAUCUGCUCCUGUGUGUCAACUGAACGCAUGGAUGAAAUGUUAAAGGCUAAUUACGCGUUAGAGGCAGUUGGUAUUAGCAUGAAAGAUCAACCACUGAAAUCCAAAGCAGAUGAGCGGGCUCUCGCCAUUAUGCAAUCGACUACAAAGUACUUGGAAAAUGAAAAGCGUUGGGAAACGGGUUUAUUGUGGAAAUUCGAUAAAAUCGUUUUACCAAAUUCGUAUUCCAUGGCAUUGCAACGCCUCAGUUGUUUGGAAAAACGCAUGACCCGGGAUCCACUCUUACGGAAUUUUCUCAACAAACAAAUUCGUGAGUAUGAAGAUAAAGGAUAUAUUCGGAAAUUGACAAAAGAUGAGAUAUCUCAUGGAAAAAGGUCGUGGUUCAUUCCAAUUUUCACCGUAACGAAUAAAAAUAAAAACAAGACAAGGCUCGUUUGGGAUGCCGCUGCCACCGUCAACGGUAUCGCUCUCAACACCUAUUUAAUGAAAGGGCCCGACCUUCUGGCGUCUCUGGUUGGAAUACUUAUACGAUUUCGUGAGCGAGCUUUUGCAAUCACAGGAGACAUUCGCGAGAUGUUCCAUCAAAUUCGAGUGCGCAGCAAAGACCAAACCGCACAGCAAUUUUUGUGGCGACAUGGGAAUAGCUCUAGAGAUCCUGAUACUUACGUAAUGACGGUGGUGACUUUUGGUGCUGCUUGUUCUCCAUCAUUGGCAAAUUUCAUCAAAAACAAAAAUGCUUCGCGUUUCAUCAAUGAAAACGCUAGUGCGGUUGGGGCAAUUCAUCGGAACAUGUACGUGGACGAUUGGCUGCAGAGCGUAGAUACGCAGAAAGAAUUGAUCGAUUUGGCGUUGCAAGUCAAGCAUAUACACGGUGAAGGUGGCUUCGAGAUGCGCAACUGGCUGUCAAACUCUACCAAUGCACUGCAUGCCAUUUCCAGGACGGCAAAGCAAUCGGCAAAAAUCAUAAUGCAAAAUAUUUGGCGAUCUGGUGUCACCUGGGAUGCACCUGUGCAAAAAGACGAGCACGAAGCAUGGCAGUCAUGGGUUCGAUUGUUACCACGAAUACACGACGUACGCAUACCACGCUGUUACCCCUUAGCCAGCUUUACUCACGACGUUCAGCUCCAUAUAUUCUGCGACGCGAGUAGUGUAGCGUAUGCGGCAGCUGCUUAUCUAAGAGCCACCGUCAGUGGUAAGGUGAAAUGUUGUUUAGUGGCCUCGAAGUCGCGAGUAGCGCCACUGAAACCGGUUUCUAUACCGCGGUUAGAGCUGAUGGGUGCCAUUUUGGGCUUGCGACUCGCAAAAUUUAUUAGAAAUGAAUUAACCUUGCCUAUCAGCGAGGAGGUGUACUGGACCGAUUCAAAGAACGUUCUUCACUGGAUCCGAUCAGACACUCGAAAGUUUAGUCAAUUUGUUGGCGUAAGAAUCGGAGAAAUUUUGGAGUCAUCUAGCAUCAAUAACUGGAGGUGGGUGCCUUCAGCCGACAACGUUGCCGACGACGCCACAAAGUUGAAGCAGUAG
This is a messenger RNA of Anastrepha ludens (Mexican fruit fly), 1914 nucleotides long. RefSeq lists its product as uncharacterized. Bases 1 to 1914 code for a protein of 637 amino acids. NCBI's taxonomy places the organism in Eukaryota, Metazoa, Arthropoda, Insecta, Diptera, Tephritidae. The record is from RefSeq and is a predicted model, not a curated record. The transcript is spliced from 3 exons.